Molecule: messenger RNA, 870 nt
Organism: Histoplasma mississippiense
Lineage: Eukaryota; Fungi; Ascomycota; Eurotiomycetes; Onygenales; Ajellomycetaceae
Exons: 4
Coding region: 1-870 (289 amino acids)
Biological process (GO): regulation of transcription by RNA polymerase II
Cellular component (GO): nucleus
Source: RefSeq, a predicted model, not a curated record
AUGCCCAAAGAAAUCAAAAUAGCUCAGGAGGUGCCGCCAGUCGUGGUUGAUGAUUCUGAACCGAGACUGGCUGCAAGGCGAACGAGGGAGCCGCCCAAAGAUGCCGGCCAGAUAUACGGUGAUCACCCAGAUUGCCGCAAUCAUAUCCGAUACUUCAAGAGCCUCAGUGAGUGGAACAAACACAUGAAGAAACACGACCGUCCAUACAAGUGUACGAACCCAGGUUGCAACCAGCGGUUUACUCAGUCAGGUGUCAUGCACCGUCAUGUACGCGAGGUUCAUUGCGAAGGGAAGAAGUGGAUGUGUCCUUAUCCAGACUGUAAUAGCAGCUCAGGAAAAGGAUUUAAAAGAAAGGGAGGUCUCGACACCCAUAUCCGCUACGUUCAUACGGAAGCAGGAAGGAAUUCUCUCCGCGCUCAAAUUGCUCAGCUUCAGCGGGAAGCUAUGCAAAGGGAUUCAAGGCUGGAUAAGCUGGAAAGGGAGCUGAAACAGGCACUUUCUCCUUCUGUUCGGCUCCCUUCCUGCUAUCGGACGAUGAUUAUUGGUUUAAGAUAUGUUGAUGGCCUGCGGAUGGGCAGGGUGAGGAGGGCGACCCAAAAGGAGGCCGAAGAGCGAGAGGAGCCGUUUCUGGUGGCCCUGAACGAAAAGGACCGUGGCCAUCGAAGCGACCAGAACGCCAGCGGGAGAGAGCAGGCGCGCGCGAGACGCCUGAUCGUUGGACCCACCACGAGCUCACGUGUGAACGGUGGUUGGGGCGUGGCGGUUGGGGCGGCGGGCCGUGGACGGAGCGCGUUGCGCUGGACAAGCCGAAAAUGGCGUGAAAACAAGCCCAAAGCGGCCGCCCCCGAGCAGAACGAAAUUAACAGAUAG